Salvelinus fontinalis (brook trout) is the source of this 1982-nucleotide messenger RNA. Its product is annotated as sodium/hydrogen exchanger 9B2-like. Lineage: Eukaryota; Metazoa; Chordata; Actinopteri; Salmoniformes; Salmonidae. The transcript has 12 exons. Gene Ontology annotation, molecular function: antiporter activity. Gene Ontology annotation, biological process: proton transmembrane transport. Gene Ontology annotation, cellular component: membrane. The coding region runs from base 212 to 1657 and encodes 481 amino acids. The record is from RefSeq and is a predicted model, not a curated record.
GUUUGUUUUGGCGGUCUGAAGAAAGCGGGUAGUCCAGCAGAGGAACAGAAGGAAGGAAAGGAGACAGGCAGAGGACUAGAAGGAAGGAGAGGAGUCCAGCAGAGGACUAGAAGGAAGGAGAGGAGUCCAGCAGAGGACUAGAAGGAAGGAAAGGAAACCAGCAGAGGACUGGAAGGAAGGAAAGGAGACCAGAGUGAGAACACAGGUGAGGAUGACGAUGUUGGACUGUUCUUCCUGCUGUUCCUGGGUCAGUAGACUCAGAUGUCCCCGACCUCACGGCUUUGUAGCCCACGUUAUUACCAAAGUGUGUCUGGGAGCGUUGUUGUUUGGUGUGGUCUGGUCCAUCGCUGAGAAGGAGUGUUAUCCAGGGGGGAAUCUGUUCGGCAUCAUCAUCUUGUUUCUCUGUGCUGUGAGUGGAGGAAAACUGGUCGGACUGAUCCAACUCCCCACACUGCCCCCCUUCCCCCCUUUACUUGGUAUGUUGCUGGCAGGUCUGGUGCUGCGUAACGUCCCGUAUGUAACUGAGGCGGUCCACAUUGAUCAGGCCUGGUCAGCAGCUCUGAGGAAUGUCGCCCUGGCCAUCAUACUGACCCGUGCUGGACUGGGCCUUGACCCUUUGGCUCUCCGCAGACUCAAGGGGGUGUGUGUGCGACUGGCAGUAGCUGUGAUGUCUCACUUCCUGAUGGGCUUGCCUUGGGUCUGGGGAUUCGUACUGGGGUUUGUUCUGAGUGCUGUAUCUCCAGCGGUGGUGGUGCCCUCCAUGUUGCUGCUCCAGAAGGAUGGCUACGGCGUGGAGAAGGGAAUCCCUACUCUGCUGAUGGCUGCUGGGAGUUUUGAUGACAUCCUGGCCAUCACAGCGUUCACCACCUCUCUGGGCGUGGCCUUCGCCUCAGACUCUACAUGGCUCAACGUACUGAAAGGUGUGCUCGAGGUGGUCGGAGGAUCAGCGGCUGGCCUGCUACUAGGACUCUUCAUCUGUUUCUUCCCCAGUCCAGAUCAGGAGGAAUUGGUAUUGAGGAGAAGUGCCAUGUUACUGGGUCUGUCUGUGUUUGCUGUGUUUGGGAGCCAUGUAGCAGGGUUCUCUGGUGCUGGGGGUCUCUGUACUCUGGUCAUGGCCUUCAUAGCUGCGCUGAGUUGGGGGGCAGAGAAGGCCCCAGUAGCAGCAGUGGUAGGGAGGUUCUGGGACAUCUUCCAGCCUCUGCUGUUUGGACUGGUAGGAGCAGAAAUUACAGUAUCUACACUGGACCCUAAUACAGUGGGUCUGGGCAUGGCAUGUCUAGGGACAGGUCUGGUUGUCAGGGUUCUCUUCACGUUCCUCAUGGUGUUCUUUGGUGGAUUCAACACAAAGGAGAAGCUGUUUAUCUCUGUGGCUUGGCUUCCCAAGGCCACAGUACAGGCAGCGAUAGGUUCUAAAGCCCUGGACAUGGCCCGUGUGUCAGGGGAUGAGGUUCUGGUGAAGUACGGUCUGGAUGUUCUGACUGUGGCGGUUCUGGCCAUCCUCACUACAGCACCUAUCGGAGCCCUGGGGAUCGGCCUGGCAGGGCCCAGACUGCUGACUAGACACACGGAGGACACACACGCAGACAGGAAAGAGGGUGACUUGGAGGCAGACACGGAGACGCAACAGAAAGACAUGGUGACCGAGAGCAAAUUAUAACGAGAGGAGCACUAGAGGUUCUGGGGGGGGCAGGGGGGGACAGUGCCCCUGUGACAACAAUUUUGGACCCCCUUGUGGCCCCCCCUAAAUGUGGAGUAUGAAAUCAUUUUUACAUAACACAUUUUUGCUAUCGUUCUUUUUUACAUCCGUUAAUAGACAUUGGCAACAAUGAUGAUUGUGAACAUGGUCUUUUGCCUGCUAAUGCCUACAAUGCAGUAAAGAAAACGAUAUGACAACAGUAACAUUUCAUGUAACUGGCCCCUCUAACAGUACAACUGGCCCCAGCUUGGCCCCCCCCCAGUUGAAAUGGUCUAGAACCGCCACU